AUGUCAAAUGACGACUCUGCUGCUUCUUUUGAUAGGGAUGGUAAUAAUUCCGACAAGGAUGUCAAUAUAACAGGCUCUGGCAGAGGUCUCCUAGGUUAUUUUAUCACAAAAUAUUACAAACAAUAUCCAAAUAUGACAGGUACAGACCAAAGUGAUGAUACCAAACGAAGUACCCAGCUGAAUGAAACAUUCUACACUGGACGGAAUGAUGGAGAAAGUGGUUACAAUACCCCUAACAUAAACAACGAUUUAGUAUCCAAACUAAUAAAGGAAAAUUUGGAGCUGCGCAGCCAAUUUCUCGCUAAGAUUGAAGAAAUUGAUGCUAUUGUUAACACCCACAGAAAUCAAUACAUAGACGAUCUGACCAACCUCAAGUCUCUAGUCCACUCUUUUAUUAGCAUAAACGAAAAAAAGGAUUACACCUCCGAAAUUAGCUCAUUAAAAACCGAGUUCAAACGAUUGUCUUCUGAAUUUGAUAGACUAGUGGAUGCCAACCGAACGCUUAAUGAUUCCCUACAGAGGGAAAUCAAUUUAUUAUCCUCCAAGAAUUCAGAUAACCAACAGAAACUACAAAAACUACUUAAUAUGUCAUUAUCCAUGUCAUCAAUACAGUCUAUCGGAAGAGAUUCUGCUAUUUUGGAUAAAUUUGAGGCGGAUUGUGAACACAUCAGACAUCAGAUAACAGAUGUAAUUGACCAUAAAAUAUCAAACCUCGUUGUAGAAAUGGAACGUAACAUGGAAAAUACCAAGUUGGAAAUUAUGGAUGCCUUCCAAUCUGAUCUUGAAAAUUUUAUCGAACACAAAAUCUCGGAGAUUUCCACCAGGAUGAAUAAUAUUGGAGAUGAUAACACAAAUGAAAAAAGCUGUGAUGGUACAACUGCACAGGAGAUUGAUACCAAUGAUAUUGAUUCGAAGAUAGAAAAUAUUCUGAACAAUAAAUUUGAAAAAAUAAAAAAGUCCAAUGAGGAAUUCAUCAAAGACUUUGAAUUAAAGGUGGAGGCAAUGAAAAAUCAAAUUCACAAUGAUAUUAACAAUACCAAUGAAGAUCUUAUGGCUCAAAUUGACACCAAAUUUAAUGCACAGCUCUCAGAUAUCAUCGGGAAAAUAGAGCAAAAUGCCUUGGCAUCAGCGGCCAAUGAAAAACUAAUCGGGGAUAUUGAUGCUAGCAUCAGUGACAAAUUGGCCAUAAUAACAAAACAGGUUGAAGAUCAAGUGAAAUUCAUUCAUUCGCCACAAUCUUCACCCCCAAGCUCUACAACUGAUACUCCAUGUAAUUCCUCUUUGCCUGAUGAGGUGGAAAGACUCGCUCAUAUGGUCAACGUUACAACCUCCACCACACAGUCCUUGAAGGAGAUUGUGGAUGAUAUGGAGGUUAGCGUCUAUGGAAAAAUCGCAGAUUUGAAAAGUUAUAUCGACAAAAGAAUAACUAGCGCCAAUGCGGGAGAGAAAGGGCAAUUGAGGGCUGAGCUUUGCAGUCUGGCCGAAUCAACCGCCAGGUCUAAUAUAGAUACUAUGGUUAAACCCAUACAGCAAGACUUUAACAACCUAAAGAAGGAACUAGCCGAAAAAAUGUCUAAUUUUACAAAAGUUUUGGAUCAGAAGAGUGCACUGAUGGAUGCCAAUCAGGCCAUGAUAAAGCACAUUGAAAAUAGUAUCGAUGAAAGGCUGGAGAAAUUAGGCUCGCCUUUUAAAUCUGAAAUGAUAAAAAUUAGCAAUAGAAUUGGAUGCUUAGAGGAGCAGGUACUGACUUUUUCAGGGGAUUUGAAGAAGAUUGUAGAGCAAAACUCAGUAUCAUCCAAAUCAAUUCAUGAAUUAGAGCGUACCUUUGAUGUUAAAUUACAUAACCUUACUGAUCAAGUUCAAAAAAUUUCAUCUUCACUUUCAAAUUCUGAACAAAUGCUACUAUGUGAAGUGAAUUCAUCAGUCAAUGAACGAAUUAUGGCAGUGGAGGCUUCGGUGGAAUCUCAAAUUCAAUUGAUUGUAGCACAGCAGAAUAACCCAGAAAGUUUGGUUGAAAGGUCUAGAUAUACAACUAAUAGUGCCCCAAAUGAUGAAAUUUACGGGCUUGGUGCCCUUAGAUAUCAGUUGGGAAUGGAGUUUGAUGAAAAGGUCAAUGAGAUCAAACAAGACAUGAUGGGGAUAUUACAGGAGAUAUUUGAUAUACUAAACAAAAAUCAGGGGCAGAUUGUUAGCUUGAACGAUGAUCUGUCCAGGCUUUUUGAUGAUAACCGAGUAAAGGUCCUAGAAGAAACAGUCAUUACCCAUGGCAGCAGACUAGAACAUGCAAUAAAAACAGCAGAAAUUUUGAAGUCUAGGUAUGAUGGGGUAGAUGCUCACAUGGAGAUGAUUGAAAAGGUUUUUGACGAAAAGCUUGCUGCCCUUUGGGCAGGCAUUGACAAGGAGGGCAUUAUGCAACGGUUGGAGUCAGUACCCAGCCUAGAUUAUCUGGAGGCCAAAUUACACAACUUAAUCAAGGAAAAGAUACCAAGUUUAGACCUUGAAAUAAUACAAAAGAAGCUUUUUGCGUUGGAAAACGAAGUCAUUCCCACCUUUAGUGAAUCUAUCAACGAACUUAUGGACUCUGCCAUAAAUAGCAUCAGCAAUGACAUAAUUAACAAAUCCGUGGAGAAGAUUAUUUAUGAGAUACUUGAAAAGCUUGAAAAUAGGGUCUCCUCCAUAAGGGGGAUAAAGAACUCCCUAAAAGCACCCACAGAAUUCUCCAAACUCACUAUCCAAGAAAAACCCUUGCACUUGGCCCCCAUAAGUGGAAGCGUCAAAGUGGAUCCAGUACCCAAUCCACAAUCGCAAAAAGGCGUAGAACCACCUAUUAAGGCAAAUCUUCUUUCCGUCAUAGAUGGCAGUGGCAGGACCAACCUCACGGCAGAGGACAAUAAGAUGGUUAUAGGACAGUUAUCUGACCAAUUUUCCUCAGAAAUAGAGUCUAUUAAUACUGAAUUAAUUGGCCUACGCGGAGAUUUCGAGGACUUUAAGAGGGAAAUCAACCACUCAAUGGCCCAAAUAAUCAACGAUAUUCAGAAUAACGCUGACAGAAUCGACGGAAAACUCAAGGAUGCCGAAGAGUCUGAAGCCCGCGCCAGGGACCUAUUUAGCCGUAUACAGAAAAAUUCAGAUCUUCUCGAGGUCAAAAUGAAGAACGUCAACGACACACUCCAAUCUGGAUCAAAAACAAUAAGGAAACUAAACUCUCUGGUUAAAAAGUCUAAAGACUCCGCGAAAAACUUUGAAAAGCUCGAAUAUGAGAGGAUCUGGACUGAAAAACUUAGUGCAGAACGAGAGAGCCAAUACCACCCCGAUUACAUUCUUACAGAGGCCAAUAAUUACAUGAAUCUUGGGAUAAUGGGAUCAAGUGGAAGAAACAAUAUCGAAAUUGAUUACCAAAAUCAUCCAUACAGCUCCAACUCUUCUUCACAACCGCAAUCUCCGAUCAUAGAACGUUACCUGGUGCCCCUAAGUGAGACCCAAAUGAUCGUUACUAGACAGUACGUGGAUAUAUCAGAACUGGAACGCUCUCCGAACAGUAAGUACAAUUCAAGCGUUUUGGGCGAUGAUCCUAUGUCGUUUUUCCAAUAUGAAAGUGGUGGAGGCCCUGGAUUUGAUGAGCCGGAGCUACGGGAGCUUUCCCCGGCGCAUAGAAGUGGCGUAUAUCAGUUUGAUGAUUUGGGAUGA
Messenger RNA from Babesia microti strain RI, 3687 nucleotides. RefSeq lists its product as hypothetical. Lineage: Eukaryota; Apicomplexa; Aconoidasida; Piroplasmida; Babesiidae. The coding region runs from base 1 to 3687 and encodes 1228 amino acids. The record is from RefSeq and is a predicted model, not a curated record. The transcript has a single exon.